Molecule: messenger RNA, 5317 nt
Organism: Elgaria multicarinata webbii
Lineage: Eukaryota; Metazoa; Chordata; Lepidosauria; Squamata; Anguidae
Gene: CAPN7
Product: calpain 7
Exons: 21
Coding region: 60-2495 (811 amino acids)
Biological process (GO): proteolysis
Molecular function (GO): calcium-dependent cysteine-type endopeptidase activity
Source: RefSeq, a predicted model, not a curated record
CGGUAGUGAGGGUGAGCGAAGGAGGUGGGGGGUCCCGGUCGCCUUUUCUUUCUUCGGCCAUGGACGCCGCAACGCUGGAGCAGGACGCGGUGAAGUUUGCGCAGCUGGCGGUUCAGCGGGACCAGGGGGGCCGCUACCAAGAAGCGGCGUUUUAUUAUAAGGAAGCUGCACAAGCUUUGAUUUAUGCUGCAAUGGCAGGAUCAACCUUGGACAAUAUUCCAGGGAAAAUAAGUGAAUAUUUGGAAAGAGUUCAAGCCCUGUACUCAGCGGUUCAGUCGCAGAAAGUUGACCCCUUGAAGUCAAAGCAGCAGCUGGACUUGGAGCGUGCCCACUUCCUGGUUACCCAGGCUUUUGACGAAGAUGAGAAGGGCAAUGGAGAGGAAGCCAUCGAGCUGUACACAGAAGCGGUGGAACUCUGUUUGAAAACAGCGAAUGAAACUUCAGAAACAGUUCUCCAAACAAAACUGAAGCAGCUGGCUCGGCAGGCUUUGGACAGAGCGGAGGCACUGAAGGACGGUAAGCCAUCUCAGAAAGACAAAUCGGCAACAGGGAAACCCAGUCAGCCCGUGAGGACUUACUUCCCUUUGGGACCUGACUUUUCGUUGAAUGAUAAGCCACAGACAGUCAGGCCUGUGCAUGCCAGUGAAUCUCAAGGUCAGCGAUACACCACAGAGGAGAUUGAGGUGCUCAGGAAGACAUCAAAGAUAAAUGGCAUUGAGUAUGUCCCUUUCAUGAGCGUUGACCUGAGAGAGCGUUUUGCUUUUCCAGUCCCUUUCUCAGAUAAAUGUGGUAAGUUGCCAUUGUCUCCCAAGCAAAAAGCAAUGUUUUCUCGAUGGGUGCGUCCAGAUGACAUAAGCAACAAUCCCAUCAUGAUCUAUACUGUGUCAAGCUUCAGCAUAAAACAGACAAUCGUGUCAGACUGUUCCUUUGUAGCCUCACUUGCUAUUAGUGCUGCAUAUGAAAGACGAUACAACAAGAAGUUGAUUACCAGCAUUAUUUACCCACAGAACAAAAAAGGAGAGCCAGAAUAUAAUCCAUGUGGCAAAUACAUGGUCAAGCUGCACAUCAAUGGUGUCCCCAGGAAGGUGAUAAUUGAUGACCUGUUACCAGUAGAUCACAGUGGAGAACUUCUCUGCUCUUAUUCAAACAACAAAAAUGAACUCUGGGUAUCAUUGAUAGAAAAAGCUUACAUGAAAGUAAUGGGAGGCUAUGAUUUUCCAGGAUCAAAUUCUAAUAUUGAUCUCCAUGCAUUGACUGGCUGGAUACCCGAAAGGAUUGCUAUGCACUCGGACAAUCAAUCUUUUAACAAAGACAAUUCCUUCAGAAUGCUUUACCAGAGGUUUCACAAAGGGGAUGUGCUCAUUACAACAGCCACAGGAAUGAUGACUGAAGAGGAAGGAGAAAGAUGGGGUUUGGUGCCAACCCAUGCCUAUGCUGUUUUGGAUAUCAGAGAAUACAAGGCGCUUCGAUUCCUCCAGUUGAAAAAUCCCUGGAGUCACCUACGCUGGAAAGGAAGAUAUAGUGAAAAUGAUGUGAAGAACUGGACCCCUGACCUCCAGAAAUACUUAAAUUUUGAUCCCCGAACAGCUCAGAAAAUAGACAAUGGGAUUUUCUGGAUCGCCUGGGAAGAUCUGUGCAAGUAUUAUGAUGUUAUUUACUUGAGCUGGAAUCCAGCUCUCUUUAAAGAAUCAACAUGUAUUCACAGUACCUGGGAUGCAAAGCAGGGUCCUGUAAAAGACGUAUACAGCCUAGCUAACAACCCACAAUACAAACUGGAGGUCCAGUGUCCACAAGGUGGCGCUGCAGUGUGGGUUCUGCUCAGUAGACACAUUACUGACAAGGAUGACUUUGCACGCAACCGAGAAUUCAUCACGAUGGUCGUAUACAAAACCGAUGGGAAAAAGGUUUACUACCCUGCUGAUCCUCCUCCAUAUAUUGAUGGGAUUCGAAUCAACAGUCCCCACUAUCUCACCAAGAUCACACUGACUUCUGCGGGUACCCAUACGUUUACCACGGUGGUUUCUCAGUAUGAGAAACAGAACACGAUUCACUAUACCCUCAGGGUUUAUUCAGCAUGCAAGUUUAACUUUUCUAAGAUCCCAACACCAUAUACCACAUCCAAACGGAUGAAUGGACAGUGGAAAGGUCGCAGUGCAGGUGGAUGUGGGAAUUUUAGAGACACCGCCAAGAACAACCCUAUUUACCAGUUCCAGCUGGACAGGACUGGGCCACUCCUAAUUGAGCUAAGAGGACCAAGGCAGUACAGUGUUGGACUCGAACUUGUGGCAGUCUCUACAAUGGGAGACCCAGGUCCUUCUGGUUUUCAGAAGAAGAAUAGUGGCGAUUACAGGUGUGGAUUUUGCUAUCUGGAAGUUGAGAAUGUACCUGCUGGGGUUUACAAUAUUAUUCCAAGCACUUUCCUCCCUCAGCAGGAAGGACCUUUCUUCUUGGACUUUAAUAGUGUUAUUCCUCUUAAGAUAUCACAGCUACAAUGAGGUAGCCUGGCUCUAUUUUCUUUUUUGCACAACAUGGCGCUGACAACUGCACUGUUUCACUGGCGAGCAAUCAAAGAACCUACGGAAGAAGUUUCUGAGGACGGAAUCACACUCCAGAGUUGGAGUCCCAAGAUGCUGCGUUGAGAGUCCCUAGCAGUCUCUUGGAGCAGAAUGGAAACGGGGGCUCCUCCUCGUUUCGCCCAUGCUAAUUCUUGAACUGUGGCAAACCUUACAGCAACUAAAGGAACGUGCUUGAAUUAGUCUUGUUCACGUAAAUGUCCUUGUUUUUGCAUGACGCUUGUAAGAAUUUGGCACCUUAUAUCUUUUUAUCAGGGUUUGGUUUUAAAAUGUGUCUGCCUCUUUCUCUUCUACCAAAUCAACUCCUAAACCUUGUUUUUUCAAGUAAUAUGGUAAAAAAAAAGGCUCCAGUCAUAUCUGUCUUCAACUGUAAUAAUGAGAACUGGUGAGACUACUUCAUUUGGCCUCCUGCACAGGUGCCAAUAGCCAAGGCCAUCUCUUUUUAAAUGUAGGAUUGUGUUACGCUGCUUGCUGGUCAGUAGAUGAAUGCAUAAACCUUUUAGCACAAGGGGCCAAAGAGCUGCAUCAACAGAGAAUUGUGUGUAGACCGGAACUAAUCUUAUACUUUGGAUUUGACCUGUGACACUUGCCAAAAUGUUGGCCAUCAGUAGCAUAAGUCCUUUGGCUCCAAUCCACGAAUGCAACUAUUACCUCCAUCUCCCAAGCUGUACUGUAUAAGCUCUGCCUGUGCUGUAAAAUCUGUGCUCUAAUACAUGCCUUAUGAGCAUAGUUAAAUGGCACAAUUUCACAGGAUUCAGGAAUGCAGUUCGUAUUAUGGCUAUGUCAGCACUAGUAAGUAGCAUCUCAAGUAGCCCACUGUCUGUUCGCAGCUCUUUUGAAGAAAGGUGUGCUUUCUACUAAACCAGCGAUCUUCAUUUUUGUAGGGCGCAUAAUUGUGUUCUAUCCACAAGGAAAGGUAGAUCCAUAUUGCCCUUGUCAUGAUUAAUUUGUGGGGGUGUUGAUGGGAUCGAAGAGCACUGGCAUAGAGCCUAAUUUGUGCUUUACAUUUAUGACUAACCAUGUUGGCGAACAACGUGGGUGAGGUGAAGUCUCCUGUGUGCGUUGUGAUUCCUCCCUUCUAUCAUGUAGUUAUCACUUUGUAUUUAUGUAUGAAUGCAUACUCCACUACUGUUACUAAUUUUGCAAAAGAGAUUUGGGGCCAAUUUGCACCAUCAGGCGAUCUAGUGGGGUUUAUUUAAAUCAGGGUGGCUUGCGGUGUGAGCCGAUUGCCGUUUCGAAUAUUCAGUCUUCAGCUGUUUGCUAUGUCGUCUGAACCCAGGCAGUAUGGCUUGUUGGAGGAGAAAAUAACCCUCCAGUAACCCAUGGCCUGUUACAAGGUUAUGGAAGGGCUGUUUUCCUCUCCAACAAGUCAUGGCUGCCUGGGUUUGGGUGAUGAAAACCAGGACUGGGAGCUUGAAUAGACAACCUGAUGCCUGCAUGGUGGGCUGCAGUGAUCAUGAGAAGCAGGUCUCUGUAUUACAUUAGCCCCACGAAAUGCCAGUACGUAUAGAAGCUAGAGCCAGUUGUAGUUACAUUUUAAAAAAAUCUGCCACAAAUUUUAGCCCAUAGUUUUUUCAAUUUUUAGGUUAGGAAACAGGCUCUAAAAUAAAUUAGGUAGCUUUCUUUUAAAAAGUCAUUUGAGAGGGAAGGUUAAAAAUACAUAUUCUCGUAUCUACCUUGCUUAUCAUUAUUAUUAUUAUUAUUUAUUUAUAUAGCACCAUCAAUGUACAUGGUGCUGUACAGAGUAAAACAGUAAAUAGCAAGACCCUGCCGCAUAGGCUUACAAUCUAAUAAAUCUAAUACAAUCUAAUAAAUCACAAAUCAGAAAGCUAUUUUCCCUUUAAAAAAAAUCGAGUCCCUGUUUCAAAUUUGGGGAUCUUUCCUACCACAAAUAUGUAUCCUCCCUCUGACCUGAGAUUACAUCAGGCUUGUAUAUGUGUAUAUUUUGUUGGAAGUCUGGGACUUGAGAGAGGGUUCAGAGCAUCCUUUGUUAGGUGAUGUGUUGCCACGGGAAUUGUUAGCCAAAACUGAAAUUGAUGAAUAGUUCAACAAUUAGUUCCCAUAGCAACAUAUCACCUGUAGAUCUCUCCUGUCCAAGCCCCAAUGUACACAUAUACAAAUUCGAUGCACACGCACACUGCAGUUUUAGAAUUGGAGGCAGAUAAUCAGCUGUCUAUUACUGUAGUUGAUCUAUCAAAUGUCUUAAAAACCCCAAACUCAAGUGUUUCUCUGAAAUGAAUACGACUUUUUUCUAAAUGAUGGACUGUUUUUAGAGUUCUGUAUGUGAAAAAUCAUUAUUUUCUGUCCUUCCUAACUGGAGAAAAAUGAAAGCUGUAUUCUACACGUCGACUCCUCCAGAAUAUUUCACUAGUUUGUUUCAGACAACUCUGAAUUCAUAUUAUGCCUGUAUUUAAAAGACAUGAAGUGUUGCUUUUGAUCCUAUGAAGAAAAUAGGUGCACAUGCUCAACAUUGUUACAGAAACAUUACCAAGCAACUCAACAGAGAAAACAUUGCUUUGGGGAUAAUCUCAAAUGAUAGCUGCCUUUGAAAAGAAAAUUAAAAUCAGGUGCCUUGUAAUUGCUGUUCUUCAGAUGGGCCAUCUGGGCUAGGGGGAAUUGAAUCAUGCUGUGUACUUUGCCAGUCACUUGCAGCUUAUCUGCUUUUGCAAGGUAAUUAGUGAGAUGAAAGUUAUUUGCAGUCAAGGCUUCAGCUGUAAGUCAGUAAUAAAAGACUGAAAGAAGCA